Messenger RNA from Monosiga brevicollis MX1, 723 nucleotides. RefSeq lists its product as uncharacterized. Gene Ontology annotation, cellular component: membrane. The transcript is spliced from 6 exons. NCBI's taxonomy places the organism in Eukaryota, Choanoflagellata, Craspedida, Salpingoecidae. The record is from RefSeq and is a predicted model, not a curated record. Gene Ontology annotation, biological process: phospholipid biosynthetic process. Gene Ontology annotation, molecular function: phosphotransferase activity, for other substituted phosphate groups. The coding region runs from base 1 to 723 and encodes 240 amino acids.
AUGGUGAUGCUGCAGUUGCUGCCCGAUGCACUGGCGCUGCCCAUCUUGAGCUGGCACCAUCGCUUCGUGUAUGACCCGUUGAACCGGCUCAUGUCGAGCCUGGCCAACUCGCGCUUCUUUCCGCGCUGCCUCAGUCCCAACGCCAUUACCUUUGCCGCGGGCGCGUGCCUCAUCCCCUGCAUCCACCUCCUGCAGUCCCCCGCGCCCACCUACCUGGCCGCAGCCGGUGGCUUGGCCUUGCUGCAUGACAUGCUGGAUCGUCUGGAUGGAGCCGUAGCCCGCGCCGACCACAACAAGGGCCGUGCCGGAGGCGACGACGGCAAGUUUGGGGCUUUUCUCGAUGCCCAAGUGGACAAGCUCUUCCACAUUGGCAUGUUGACAGCGUUGCUGAUGAGCCCGCUGAGCUCGGCGCUCGGCACCUUCUGGCGACGUGCCGCCUACAUCAAGAUUGCCGUGCAGGCAACCCUGGCGAUUGUUCGUUUCCAAGACUACUUUUCAACGGCGCCCAAGCGCGCCAUCCAGGCACGCGGUGAAGGCAAGCUGGCCACGUGUGCGGCCAACAUGGCUGCCGUCUUAUCGCUGUGGACCUUUGCUCUUCACGGUGUGGGCUAUCCGCAAGCCGCACAAGCCGGCAUGGUGGUGACCAGCGUUCUCAUUACCAUUGCUGUCGACAUGGCCCUCCGCUCCCUCAGCAACAAGCUGAACGCUCGAGCCGAGGCGUGA